This is a messenger RNA of Mytilus californianus (California mussel), 2963 nucleotides long. RefSeq lists its product as uncharacterized. The coding region runs from base 69 to 1757 and encodes 562 amino acids. The record is from RefSeq and is a predicted model, not a curated record. The transcript is spliced from 2 exons. NCBI's taxonomy places the organism in Eukaryota, Metazoa, Mollusca, Bivalvia, Mytilida, Mytilidae. Gene Ontology annotation, molecular function: zinc ion binding.
UGAUGACAUCCCGGACACAAAAAUACUCAAGUAGUUUCUGUUGUAAUUUUAUUAAUUUUUAGCAUUUUAUGAAUAAAUUGACUGGACUUACUGGUACACGCAUAUUAAAAAAUAUGGCAUCUAAACAUUGCAAACCGUGUAAUACUCUAGGAUUGACCCAAAAAGCAUAUCGAUGGUGUACCGAAUGUGGAGAAGCACUGUGUUCUGAAUGUACAGAGUCUCACAAAGAUCUAAACAUGUCUCGACAUCACCAUUUGGUAGAGAUAGAUAAAAUACCGAAAACAAUUAAUCUAUCCAAUAAUUGUUCAAAGCAUCAACAUUUGCCUUUUGACUAUUUUUGUGUUGAUCAUGAUGUAAUAUGUUGUAAGGAAUGUUUGCUAAAAAAUCAUCCAGCAUGCAAGAACAUCACAUCCAUUGAUAUUGCAUCAAAGAAUUCUAAACAAUCACAGUCGUUCCUGGAUUCUGAAGAACAGUUGCGCUCUAUCUUAGAAGCUUUAGAAAAAUUAAUUAACAAUCGCAAGGAAAACUGUAGUCGAUUAGAACAAGAAGAAACAAAAAUUCUGAAACAAAUAGCAACAAUUAAAAAAAAUAUCAACAGCCGUUUUGAAUCUUUAAAAGACUCACUUCUAAAGCAAUUAUCCGAACUGAAAGGAAAAUACGAAGCAGGUAUAAAACGACAAGAGAAAGAUCUAGGUGACUUGGUAACAUCUACAAAAGCUGUCAAGGAGGAAUUGACAUUUGUAAGAGAUUACGGUUCUGAUAAACAAGCGUUUGUUUCAAUUCAUUCAUCCAAACCAAUCCUAGAUGAGAUGGAAUACAAAGUUGAGCAGCUAAUCGAAUCAUUUGAAGACGUAACUCUUGUGUUCGUCGAAAACCUCUCAAAGAAAAAAAUUACAGAUCUCGGAUCAAUAGAAAUGAAGGAAACACCUCUUUCUUUUCUAUUCAUCCCAUAUAAGCAGCGGCAGGCACAGGUUCCAGUCGUUGGGAAACGUCAAAUUUCAUCAUUCACCCAUCUCUAUGACAUUGACAUGAAAGGAGAAAAGUUGGACGGAGUAACUGGAAUGACGAUAUCAGAUAAUAACACAUUGAUUUGCUGUGAUUUAAAUACGAGAAAGAUUUAUUUUUGUGAUGAAUACGAUAUCUAUCAAUCAUCUAUUAAGUCUCCAUAUGAACCAUGGGAUAUAGCAGCAAUACCAGGAACAGAUAGUGCUGUUAUAUCUGGUAGAAAAAAUCCUUAUAUACAGUUCCUAGAUACCGGAAGACGUAUGAUAUCCAAGAAGGUAAAAAUGGAACAAAGCGGAAGUGGUGGUAUUGCUGUAACCAAAGAUAACAUAUUCGUAACAAUUCUACGCAAAAUUCAGGUCCUAGACUUGAAUGGAAAAUUGAAAAGAACAAUAAGUCUAGAACAAGAAAAGAAUAUAAAUUGGUACAUUUCUGUUUGCCCAAGUGGGAACAUUUGUUAUUCGAGUGAAAAUGCAGUUCAUUGCAUUACAUCAGAUGGGUGUCCUGUUUUUUCCUAUGCUUCAUCCGAUCUUCGUUAUGCAAGAAAUACGAUAACAGAUGAUUCUGGCAAUAUAUACGUCUUGGAUUACUAUUCACGUAACAUUCAUAAACUUACAUCUACUGGAACUUUAGUUGACAAUAUAUUCAAUGAUAAUUUGUCCGGACCUCUUGUGUUUUGUUUCAGUAAAGACUUGUCCAAACUUUACAUUGCAAAUGGAUUUGGAACCAAAAUCUCAGUAUUCACAACAAAUUAAUUACAUCUUUUGUGCGUUGUGAACAUACAUUUUUAAAUGUGUCAACAAAUAUAACAAACUAUAAUCUUACUUCUAACGUGUAAUACCUUCAAAUCAUAGUACAUCAUAUCCGGUUUCAUAUGAUAAAGGGUCGAAUAAAAAUUCCUUUGAUUUUGACAGUUGUUAGAAAUUAACCCUGCAUUUCAUUGCAGAAAAAAACAUAUUUCUUGGGUGUUUAAAAGCCCCAAUCUUUUUUUAUUUGCUAUAAAAAAAAAAUUUGGAAACUUCAGGUGACAUGGUUACUAAAGUUGUUAACAGGAAAACAAGGGAUGAAAAUUUGAUUGGUUUACUUCCAGUGAUGUUUAUUAUCUGAUAUGCAAUGAAAUGUUAUGAGAAAUGUUCACUAUAGUACUUGACAGGAUAAAACGUUACUCAUGCAAAGUAUUUCUUUAUUUGAAACAAACUGGUAAAUUCAGCACAAUUUUUUGAAAAGUGCCAAUUGAACAAAGACUAAUUGGGGAAAAUCAAUCUGUUGGUAUUACUCCUAAAUGGGAAGCUGCAUAUGCACGUUUGACAUUGUAUGUACUCUAUAUUUUUUUUUAAAUUUCAUGGUAUUCCGAUCAAAUAUAGCAAACUUGAAAUAUUCUGAGUGCAUUGAGCCUCAAAAACACAUUUAAGGGGAAAUUGCCUUGAAAUAGGGCUAUACCAUGAAUAUGAGUACCGGUAGUCAAAGCAAGCCAUACGCUGUGUUUUGGGGAGCUUUUUCUGACUUUUUCUCCUAGUUUCCUAUAUUGGGCUGUACAACAAUAUUGUUUCCGAAGUAAAACUUGAAGAAAUAUACAAGAAUAAGUAAAUGAAAUGUUUUUUGAAGCAGAAACAACAAACUACUUACUUAAAGGGAACCAUUCUAUGUACCUCUCUGGAACGGGGCGUAAAUUUAAGUUUUACGUAAGGACUUAUUGAAAUCUCCAUGGAGUCGGUAAACUUUUAUACGGAUAGUUCAUUCAGCUUAAACACUUCAAUUACUCAUUUAUUAUCACAUUUCUUACAUAAAUAUGUGAAAGUUACCCUAAAAUUUUGAUUUAUUAGCCUAAGAAGUAAAUGUUUUGAGAGAAUGAGAGAUAUAAUUGGACCAUAAGGGACUUUAUAAUAAAGACAAAGAGGUACAUUAGAGGUUUUCAUCAUCUUAGAGUCAUCUUUUGUAUCAUAUUCAACUGUUUUUAUGCA